Molecule: messenger RNA, 1209 nt
Organism: Vespa velutina
Lineage: Eukaryota; Metazoa; Arthropoda; Insecta; Hymenoptera; Vespidae
Exons: 2
Coding region: 405-1115 (236 amino acids)
Biological process (GO): detection of chemical stimulus involved in sensory perception of smell; sensory perception of smell
Cellular component (GO): plasma membrane
Molecular function (GO): olfactory receptor activity; odorant binding
Source: RefSeq, a predicted model, not a curated record
AUAAUACAGUGAAUAUUAGACAAAUGGAAAUAUAAUUACGAGUUCUCGUUAAAUAUGAAAUCGUUACGUCUGAGUAACGCUGCUAACGAGUAGUAAUAAUUGCUUUUCUUAUUGCAACUAAAUUAAUAUUUUAAAAAUGUCCUUCGUGUUAUACCUUACGAUAAUUCAUUAUGAAUAAUCGUAACUGUAAAGAAUUUCAAUGCCUUAGUUGUAGAUUCAGUCCUGCAAUGAAAUUCAAGUUUGAAUAACAGUUUAAGCGAAUUAAAUAAAACGUGAUUAUUUAAAUCGUGUAAAAAAUUUAAUCGGACAUAAUAAAUUACUUUUAAUGACUUUCUUUAAUUAAUAAAGUGAAAAAAAAAAAAAAAAAGAAAAUAAGACACUAAAAAAAUAAUAACAAGCUCGAAAUGAAUUUUUUAACCGAUCACGAUAAUUUAAUUAAAUUUUUACAAUGUUUAAACGUAACCACCGUGACGUGGCCACUGGGAUCUGAUGCUAAUAUAUUAAGAAAAAUUUUCUAUACAGUUUUAUGGUGCAGUUACGCUCUUAAUGGUAUAACAUCGAUAUUAGCAUUAUCGAUGGGUAUUUAUUAUUAUCGCCAAGAUAUCGUAAAUAUGAUGAAAUCAAUAGUAGAAUUCGUAUAUAUAUGUGAAUCACUUUUCAAUUUAUGUUAUUGCACAUUGGAAAAGUCAAAUUUAAAGAUACUUAUAGAUGAUAUGAAGCAAUUUUCUUUCAAAGCAACCUCACAAGAAUUAGCUCUAAGACGAAAUAAUCUAAAAAGUAUAAGCACUUUAUUAGCAUUUAUGUCGACUCUCUUUAUUAGCGGUGGUUCAAUUUUUGUCUUUGCUCCAUCAAUAUUACAUAACAGAGAUAUACCACUUAAUACAAUAUAUCCAUUUCCAAUGGAAAAAAGUUGGGCAAUGUAUCUUGUAUACAUAUUAAAUAUAUAUACUGUUAUGCAAGCAUUUUGUGCUAUUACCGUCGACGUAAUGGUAAUUGCAAUAAUAAACUAUACAUCUUUUAAAUUUAUUAUACUUGGGAAAAAAUUGCAAAAUAUUAUCAGCAAUGAUGAUCUUAAAAACUUUGUGAUGAAACAUCAAGAUGCCAUAAGGUAUUAAUUGGAACAAUAAAUAGUCAUUUUUUUUUAAUUGCCAUAAAUUGAAAUUAUUUAAGUUAAUAUAAUAUGUAUUUCUGUUAAUAGAUAUGCCACAA